Volvox carteri f. nagariensis is the source of this 1337-nucleotide messenger RNA. RefSeq lists its product as uncharacterized. Lineage: Eukaryota; Viridiplantae; Chlorophyta; Chlorophyceae; Chlamydomonadales; Volvocaceae. Bases 1 to 813 code for a protein of 270 amino acids. The transcript has 7 exons. The record is from RefSeq and is a predicted model, not a curated record.
AUGGGUGGCAAGAACGGCGUACCCGAACUUGUGUCGCUGAGCGUCUCAGCCUGGAGCCUAAAGGCUCGCUUCGCCUUGAAGUACCACUGUAUUAAGUACCGUACAACGCCGUACUUGCCGCUGUUUGGCGAGUUUAUGCUGCGGCUGCGGCUGUGGGAAUGGCGUCGCAAGCUGACAGUGCCCGUGAUGUUCACGCCAAACGACGGCGUGCUGAUGCAAUCGUACGACAUCGCGCAAUGGGCAGAUCGUCAUAGCGCCAGGCCAGAUGCCGUACGGUUGUUUCCUGAAGGCAAGGAGGCGGAAGUCAGCAGAUGGAACACGAAGAGUGACGUGGUCUUGUACUUCGGUCGGUCAUUACUUGUAGAGGCCACUUUGGCAGACAAGGCCGCGUUAAGGCAGUUGGUGCCUUCAGGACUUCGCUGGCUGGGUCCCCUGGGGCUGGUGUUGGUGACUGCCAUUGCCAGGAGGCUUCAGAACAAGUACCGGGCAGAGGCGAGCAGCACAUGCCUGGAUAAGGCGCUGGAGGUUCUUCGUGAGGCCCAGUCGGUGCUCCGGACCCAUGGGUCAGUGGGCGCUGACGGCGAGCGGCACUUGGUGGCAGGGGAGCUGAGCUACGCGGACUUUGCCAUGGCGGUAGCAGUGUCGGCGCUCAAGCCACUGGGACCGCCGUACGCCACGGGUGCCAGGCCGCAGAUCAAGGAACUGCAGCCGUACCAGGAGGAGUUUGCGGACCUGAUUGCCUGGCGCGAUGCGCUCUUUUCAAAGUACUUCCCUCUUGACACCCAGCAGCGGACGAAGAGCAAGGCCAACUAACCGAUGACCGAGGCGCAUGUAUGCAUACUUGUGUACAUAGCAUCCAUGCAUUCUGUAAUGCGGAACUUAUGCAUGCAUGAAUGAAUGCAUAUCGAGAGCUCUCAGUAUUUUUUUGUGUAGAUAUUGCAGUAGUACCACCCCAUUAAUGAGUGGUGGUUCAUUUCUGUUUUAUUGGUGGUGAUGAUGGCGAUGGUGAUGUUGGCACAGCGCAAACUUGCAAGUUGGGCACAGCACAACUUUAGGGAUGAGUGCACCAAGUGCAUCGCGAAGCAAAUGCUGGGAAGGCGCUCGCUGUAAAGGUGGAGGUGGAACAAGAUGGCUUAUUAGUCUUUUGGCAAGCCCGUCUGGGGCUGUGGGCUGGCAGGUUGUCCGCGAUGGAUGUUGUCCGCAUGUCUUAUAGGUCAAAGAUUCGUUUUUUGUUGCCUGUUUGCGAUCACAUCCGGUUCUCUGUGAUCACAAAUGUUCCGGCCUGACGAGUUUCAUGCUUUGAGGAACGGGACGUCUGUAAGUUGAGGAGUGCCUAA